Mercurialis annua (annual mercury) is the source of this 1339-nucleotide messenger RNA. RefSeq names its product peroxisome biogenesis protein 22. The transcript is spliced from 8 exons. Bases 244 to 1077 code for a protein of 277 amino acids. Gene Ontology annotation, biological process: peroxisome organization. Lineage: Eukaryota; Viridiplantae; Streptophyta; Magnoliopsida; Malpighiales; Euphorbiaceae. The record is from RefSeq and is a predicted model, not a curated record.
GCAUAUUGUUUUUGGUAUCGACGAAAAAGAGAUAAAAUUAAAAUAUUUGAUAAAAAGUCGAUAUAAACACAGAAGCUUGAAUUCCAUUCUUUGUUAGGGAUCGCAAGGGCUUAGCUGAAUCAAUUCUUUUUCAUCAACAAUCAAAAUUGACUUGUAUCAACUUUUGAUUGAUACGAUAUAGCGUUUAGUCGGCGUUGCUGUUCUUGAUCGAGGAGCGAAUUGGGUGAAUUUAGGGUUAAGUGAAUGGCAGCAGCAGAAUCAUCGAAAGAAGAGCUGAUUCAGCUGAUUAAGCGAUUCGGCGCUUAUGUUACUCUCAAGAUGUCUAAUCUUUUCUCCACCUUUUCUUUCCAUAAUCUGGAUUCUCGAUCUGUUGGGGCUAUUGCGGGGCUUGCUGUUGCUAUUGUUUUUACGUGGAGACUCUUGAGGUCACCUAAUGGACCCCAGAGAAGACAACCCAAACGGCAAGCCCCUACUUCUAGUAGUAGUUCUGUUGUCAAUGCUCAAUCAAAUCCGACACUGCUACCUUCUGGAGUUUGUUCAUCUUCAGAGGAUUUGAGAGCACAAAAUGUUGUUGAUGAGUUCUUCCAGCCGGUAAAGCCGACUUUAGGGCAGAUAGUUAGGCAGAAAUUGAGCGAAGGAAGAAAGGUAACAUGUCGUUUGCUUGGAGUAAUCCUUGAGGAAAAUACUGCAGAAGAGCUUCAGAAACAAGCUACUGUGAGGUCCUCUGUGCUGGAAGUACUCUUGGAGAUCACGAAGUUUUGCGAUCUUUAUCUCAUGGAAAGAGUUCUUGAUGAUGAGAGUGAACAAAAGGUUCUUGCAGCUUUGGAGAAUGCGGGGGUUUUCACAUCUGGUGGUUUAAUCAAAGACAAGGUUCUCUUUUGCAGCAUAGAAAAUGGACGGUCAUCUUUUGUCCGGCAACUAGAGCCAGAUUGGCAUAUUGACACAAAUCCUGAAAUUGUUUCUCAGUUAGCUAGGUUCAUCAAAUAUCAGCUACACAUCUCUCCUACAAGACCUGAAAGGAGUAAUGCAAAUGUAUUCAGCUCCCCAACGUUGGAACAGUUCUUUGGAUGCGUUUGAAGCAAUAAUCGUAAAAUUUUAUAUCGUUCAUCAUUUUCAAACUAAUGACAUCUCUUAUGCAGUUGUUGAUUUUCCAAUGAGAAGUGGCUGCAAAUUCCUUUCUAUUUUGUUUGAAAUUUGUGCAUUAGAUUGGUCCCAUCUGAACACUUUUCAACUGGAAAUUUUCACUAAAUGGAUUGAUUGUAUGUAAUCUGUAUCAGUUGCAAAAUAUGUAAACAUUAACAUUAGUUUUGUUUUCCUAGUUGCAAGUAAAAUUGUACAA